Molecule: messenger RNA, 4511 nt
Organism: Mustela lutreola (European mink)
Lineage: Eukaryota; Metazoa; Chordata; Mammalia; Carnivora; Mustelidae
Gene: HBS1L
Product: HBS1 like translational GTPase
Exons: 5
Coding region: 178-2082 (634 amino acids)
Biological process (GO): translation
Molecular function (GO): GTP binding; GTPase activity
Source: RefSeq, a predicted model, not a curated record
CUGAGACGUUACCGUCGUGCAGUGCGCAGCUAAGUCGUCGCGCGUGCGCAAGCGCUCAACGCGGAGGCCUGCCGGAAGUCAAGAUGGCGCGUAUGUGGUCUCCAGGCCGCAGUUGGCGCUUUAUCAGUAUCUAAACCGUGUGUUUUCUAAGGGGUGGCAAACGCCCUCUCCGCCGCCAUGGCCCGGCAUCGGAAUGUCCGAGGCUAUAACUACGAUGAAGAUUUUGAAGAUGAUGAUCUCUAUGGCCAGUCUGUAGAGGAUGAUUAUUGUAUUUCGCCAUCAACAGCUGCUCAAUUUAUUUACUCGCGGCGUGACAGACCUUCCCUUGGUGAGCCUGUAGAAGAAUACGAUUACGACGAUCUGAAAGAGUCUUCCAAUUCUCUUUUGAACCAUCAGCUGAGUGGAAUUGAUCAAGCUCGUCUUUAUUCAUGCCUUGAUCACAUGAGAGAGGUACUUGGAGACACUGUGCCAGAUGACACUUUGAUUGAAGCCGUUCUGAAGAACAAGUUUGAUGUGCAGAAGGCUUUGGCAAUGGUUCUGGAACAAGAUAAAAUGCAGAAUUGGAAGGUCAAGAGUGAGGGAGCAAUAUCUACAGGGAAGAUAGCAAAAGGAGUCUUAUUAUCUUCCUCUGAAGUUUCAGCUGAUAAUAUUCAAAGCUCUUGUCCUCAAUCUGCAAACCACUUGGAUUAUAGUAGCAAACCCUUUGAUUUUUCUGGCCCAGUAGGAAAAUCUGGAUUAUAUCCUAAUUCCUCAGUUAUACCAAGUCACUAUUUACUCCACAAAAAAAAGAAACUUGACAGACCUAAAAGUGAAAAGAAACUAGAAUCAUGUAAGUUAACAAAAGAGCUGUCACUAGCUGACCUAAUUGAUGAUAUGCCAAGAGAUUCUUGUAAAAGUCAACCAUCAGUCAGAUUAUCAAAUACAGGUAGUCUGGAAGGUCUGUUUUCAAUGAAUCUAGGUGCUGAUAUGUUAAGACCUCAUGAAUCUGAAUGUGUUUUCAAAGAUGAUUCUUCAUUCAAAGAAAUACCAGAUUUAAAAUCCUUAAUGACAAAGGACAUAACACCUAAUAACUCUUUAUGUACUCAGAAUAGUUCACUACCUGAUUUGCAAAGCAUUCUAGUACAAAACAGCAUAGGAAGUUUAAGUAAUCCUUCGCUCUUAACUAGCACAUUGGAAGAUACAGCUCAUGAUAAUGUAAACGCUGCUAAAAUGACUGAAGUUGGAAGUGUUUCUUCAGUUGAACAAAGUACCAAGAAUUCCAUUUUAAAAAAUGACAGUUUGCAGUUUUCCCAGUGUGAAAGUCCAUCCCUAGCUGAACUCUUUCAGGAACACAAAGAAAACAAUCCAAGCCAGUGCUUUCCUUUAUCUGAUCUUUGUAACCAGUCAUCUGCCAGUUUCACAGAUCCAAGUUUGGGAUCCUUUCCCCUGUCACAGCUAGCAAAUCGGUAUCCAUCUUCGACUGGAAUAUCAGAAUUAACAGGAUCCCUGUCAUCUUUGGCAUUUUGUAAAGCUUCUCCUACAAGAGAUCUUGAGAAUUUGUCACUUUCUGAUUUGAUUGCAGAAACAAUUGAUAUAGACAACACUCAAAUUAGGAAGGAGUCUUCUAAGCUCAGUUUAUCUGAAAUAAGGUCACCUGGAAUAGAUUCAAAUAUUGAUCUUAGUGUCCUUAUAAAAACCCCUCAUCUUGUUCCAAAACAUGCAGUAGACCAAUCAGUUGCUCCAACAUCAGAAACAAAAGUUUUAAGUUCAAAGUUAGGGAAAAGUUUCAAUUCUGCUAAGGCUAAUAAGAAAACCAAUAAAGGCUCUUUGACUAGGAAACCACCUUUUUCUCUCUCUUGGACCAAGGCCCUUGCUGCUAGACCUUCAGCUUUUGCUUCAACACUGUGUCUUCGUUACCCACUGAAAAGCUGCAAGCGACGCACUCUUGACCUAUAUAAGACUUUUCUUUAUAGUAGACAAGUUCAAGACGUGAAGGACAAAGAAAUAAGUCCUCUUAUAGCAAUAACACCAUUUGACUUCAAAUCUGCAUCUCCUGAUGACAUUGUAAAAGCUAAUCAAAAGAAAGCUUUCACUAGAGAAUAGUAACAAAAGGAAAACUUGCUAACUGUUGAAGAGCUUCUGUUUUAAUUUAGUCUUUAUAGAAUUACUUGAUAUUAUGGGAUUCAAGUUGUGAUUUUUACAUUAAAAUCGUCUUAAGUCAGUUGAUAGUUUUAGUUGAUAUGUGUUUUUGCACUGAAAAAAUUUUUUUAAACUAUAUCUUCUUUUAAGUGAUAACUGGCUUUAUUUAAGUUGAUAGCCUAAAGUGGGUGUGUUUACAAAGCGUAUAUGGAAACUUGAUAUUGUGAAAUCAAACCUCUCAGAUAUUUUUGUUUGAGCAUUCAACUUUAUAAGUUUUUACAAGACAUUUUCUUUUAUAAAGUAUUUUUGUGCUUCGUUCUUAAACGAAAAUGCCACUUGGGAUUAUUAGAGUUUAGUGAUGAAGAUUUUUCUUAUGAUACGUGGCAUAGCAUAGGUGAGACGUAAUUAUAUUUUAAAAUAUUAGUGAUAUCAUUCCCAUUCAUUAUUUUUCUGUAGGUGAAUACUUAAAAUUUUUCUAUUAGAAAAUUUUAAAAUUCCUGACUCUUCAAAAUACUGUGGAGGUUGUUGAAAUACAUUUUUGAUGGUAAUGAAAUGAAAAACCUUUAAAGGACCAUGUACGUACUGAAGUUGGAUUAAUACUAAAUUAUUUUUAUACAUUUUCAAAACCAUUUGUCCUAAAUGCACACUGCAAUAAGUAUGUAGGAAGUGUUUUCAAGUAUGGCUGCAUGUUGUUUGAGUAGAUAGUUUUAUCAGAUCUCUUACUUUUUUUUUUUUUUACUGUGAGUAAUGAAAUGUGGAAUUUUCCUUUUUGAUACUGCAGUGACAAAGUUACAGCAAUGGUAGACCAGUAAGAGCUCUUCUAGUUGCUAGAACAAGUAUGUAAUUCAUCCCUUAAAGCAGUGAUCCUUAGCGAACAAUCAGAAUCACUGGGGAAAUUUUUUCAAAACACAGAUACUGUAGCUUCACUCUAGACAUGGUGGUCAGUCUCUGAGGGUUGGCAUUUGGGAAUGUGUAUUUUCAAAAUAGUCCCUAGGUGAUUUUGAUAUGUUACUUUUACUUAAGAACCACUGUCUUAGGGGAAGAAAUCAGUAGCAUGAGAGGCAUUACUAAUGCUAAGACCAAUGUGAAUUUAUACUUAUAGUUUCUAGGAAUCAGGAAUACUAAGGAAAUUUCGAAUUAGGAAUUACAGUCUUUUACGUAAGAGGGUGCUGAUGGUGUAUUAUUAAUAUUUCUUGCAGGAAAAAAAUAGUAUCUAGAAUGUUAUUUCUUAAUGAAAAUGAAAUAGCUGGCCUUUUCCCAGUAAAGAAAUAUUUUUCUCUGGCAGCUACUUCACUAUGCUUUUGAUAAUUUUUUUGUUUUUUUUUGUAUUUCUUGUUUCAGUUUAUUUUCAGAAUGACAUUCCAAUAUUUUUAACUGUGUAUGAUGUUUUUAUAUCCAGUGUUUUGGUGGGAAAACUUAAGCCAGAAUUAUGUCUUCAUUGUUCUUGACCACUUUUUUUCAUGAUGUCUUCAGUUUUGUUUUUAACUGUAUAUUUCAGUGCACAUCAUACUGAUGCUUAGGAGAUCAUAUAAAUCACGUUUUGUUUAUGGUCGAUUUUAAAGUUUGAAUGAACUCAACUGCUGAUUUUAUUUUCCUAGCCUUAAACCUUGAUGAAACAUUUUAGUAAUUUUGCAAAAUUAGUAUAUGACUCAUCAACUAGAUUUAUGUAUAGGCAAUCUGCCACUUAGAAUUAAUUGUAUUCUAUGAGUCUGUUUGGAACUGACAAUAAUUCCAGAUAGAUUAAGUGUUAUGCAAGUGGUCCACUUUGCACAUGAACCCACAAAUACUUAACCCAUAGUGAAAUUGAACAGUGGUACUAUUAUUUUACCUUCUUUUAUAACAGAUUUUUAAGCGGAAAUAUAAUACUUUUAAGCCAUAUAGUAGAUUUUGUAGAGUGAACUAGGUCUCCUUUUGUUGACUGAUUAGGAUUGUAAGAUUAUUUAGGGGAAAAACUUUGUUGCAGAAUGAUAGGUCUCCCUGUUGCCCUUGUCAUGCCUACUCGUCCAUGAGGCACAUACAUGAUAUGGCCUUAUUGACUAAGGAUGUGUCACAGUUUCUGAGAUUCAGAGAGUGGAACCGAGAAGGUCCCUUGUCCCUUCUUCCUUUGGCCUUUGGCCAUUGAUAAAGAGACCAGUGCCUCUUUAUGGAUAUAUUCCCAGUGAUGAUGAUUGCUUGCACUAAGUGCAUAUUCUGCACCAACUGCUGGUUUUUGACUGACUGCUGUCUUGGUAGCUCAGGUAUGCUAAGAGUUUUAGAUUAUUUUCUAAUUCCAUUAUCAGUUUUGUGAUGCAAAGCCAUUUUUGAUUAUGAUCAAGAGCAUUUUUCUUUAGGAAUGUAAAUGAUACUGUAAUUAUAUUCUAAGUGACAUAAAAUACAAAAGAUAUUUAAAAUUA